CGGCCAGUAGUGCCGUGCGCAAAGCAUCUUUUUAGAGAAUAGGCUCGCCGACUUGUGAAUUCAUUCGUUGGCGUACCUUUCGAGCAAGCUGCAUCGCGUUUCCUCGAUUUCAUAAACGAAGGAAGAAGGUGGAAAAUGAGCAGUACAGUAUGUUACAGAUGUAACGAGACGGGUCACUUUGCCCGUGAAUGUAGCCAAGGCGGAGGCGGUGGUGGAGGUUACGGAAGCUUCGGCGGAGGCUUCGGGAGUGGGUCACGCGGAGGACGUGGUGGCCCACGUGGUAGUGGUGGAGGCGGCUUUGGCCGUAGUGAAAAUGCAGGCGGCUUCGGCCGUGGUGAGUCAUCAUGCUACAACUGCAACAAACCGGGUCACAUUGCUCGCGAUUGUCCCGAAUCGGGAUCAAAGACGUGCUACAAUUGCGGCAAGAACGGUCACAUUUCUCGUGAAUGUGACGCCCCUGAUAACCGCGGAAGCGGUGGCGGUGGCAACUAUGGUGGACGAAACCGUGAUUGCUACAGCUGCGGUAAAUCUGGACACAUUUCUCGUGACUGCCCCGAUGGUGGCAGUGGAGGCCGAGGUGGUGGCGGCGGAUAUGGAGGUGGAGAUCGUAAAUGUUACGGAUGCGGAAAUGUUGGCCACAUUUCUCGAGAUUGUCCGAACAAUCGCGGAGGGGAUCACGACGACGAAGCCAACUAUCGUUAAUCGGUCGAAAUUUUUUUCCGGACCCCCGGUAUCGAGAUGUCAUGUAAUCCCCCUGAUUGGUGGUUUUUUUUUCAUCCUUCAUUGCUGUAUCGAAAAUCGCAUCACGAACUGGUUUAUUAAGUACACGGUGGUAAUAAAAGUA
Daphnia pulicaria is the source of this 844-nucleotide messenger RNA. RefSeq names its product cold shock domain-containing protein 3-like. Gene Ontology annotation, cellular component: cytoplasm. Gene Ontology annotation, molecular function: zinc ion binding; single-stranded RNA binding; mRNA binding. NCBI's taxonomy places the organism in Eukaryota, Metazoa, Arthropoda, Branchiopoda, Diplostraca, Daphniidae. Gene Ontology annotation, biological process: positive regulation of cytoplasmic translation. The transcript has 4 exons. The record is from RefSeq and is a predicted model, not a curated record. Bases 136 to 702 code for a protein of 188 amino acids.